Molecule: messenger RNA, 796 nt
Organism: Aegilops tauschii subsp. strangulata
Lineage: Eukaryota; Viridiplantae; Streptophyta; Magnoliopsida; Poales; Poaceae
Biological process (GO): cell fate determination
Source: RefSeq, a predicted model, not a curated record
GCUAUGGUUUUUUCUCGUGUUCUUUUCAGAUUUGGACAAGGGUAAAAGACGAUUGGAAACCAAGCCAUCGGCGACGGGUGCCUAUUAUUGGCCAAUUUUUUUAAUAUUGAAGGCAAUAAAUGCCAAGACCAAACAUUUGUCGUUUAAUAAUUGCUCAUUAUUCAAACAUUGGAUGUUUUUAAAUGCUAACUUAUCUUAUACUCCUACCAUGAAUCAAAUUAAUUCUUCCCAAUCAAUAAAAGACUUCCUCAUUUUUCACCGUACAGUGGGCUAUAAAAGGCAACCGUGAUGCAGAACAGAAACAGAAUACAAUAGUAUACAUCAUCUCAGCAAUACAGUUGUCAAAAACCGUGACAACAUCUCGUUGAUCAGCAUGGAGGCCAAGCUCGUACUGAUCCUUGCAGCCUGUAUCUUGCUUUCCUUCAUCAGCAACAAAGGCCAUGCGCAGCCGUGCGCACCGUCGGAUCUCCUCGUCAACCACACCACCAUGCCGGGGAAGGUCGGAGGGCGCCCGCACUACCUGGUGACGGUGGAGAACAGGUGCGUCUGCACGCAGCUCGGCGUGAAGCUGGCGUGCGCGGGGCUCAACUCCACCGUCAGCGUCGACCCGGCCGGCGUGGUCGUGCCGACCGGGGACGACGGCGCGCUCUGCACUCUCAACGGCGGUCAGCCGAUGCAUGCGAACGAGACGGUCUUGUUCGUGUACGCUUCGAGCAUGGAAAUCAGCUUCAGGCCCGUCUCGUCGUUCCUCGACUGCUCCAUAGCCCCCUCGCCGGCUCCGCAGGCUGCACCCUGA